This is a messenger RNA of Cololabis saira (Pacific saury), 1279 nucleotides long. RefSeq names its product NHL repeat-containing protein 3-like. The transcript is spliced from 3 exons. The record is from RefSeq and is a predicted model, not a curated record. Gene Ontology annotation, molecular function: protein binding. Bases 41 to 1123 code for a protein of 360 amino acids. NCBI's taxonomy places the organism in Eukaryota, Metazoa, Chordata, Actinopteri, Beloniformes, Belonidae.
UCCCCAGACCGGACCCAGACCUGGUCCCCCCCCCAGACCGAUGGCCCUGCUGCGGAGGGGCCAGCGCUGCCUGCUGGCGUCCAGCUCCGUGUCCCUGGUGCUGCUGCUGCUGGUCCUGUACGGCAGCAUGAGCAGCCCCCACCCGGCCGGGGGGGGUCUGGACCGGUACCAGCUAACGGGGCCCCCCCUCUACAAGCUGGACCUGGGCUGGCCCCGGAACCCCGAGCUGUUCGGGGGGCCCGUGUUCGCCGUGGCCGUGGACCCGCACGCUAGCGUGGUCUACGUGGCCCAGAGAGGUGUCAACGUCCCCAAGGUCCUGGUCUUCAGCACCGACGGCCGGUUCCUGACGUCCUGGAACUCCUCGGACCUGGAGACGCCUCACGGGAUGUUCCUGGCCGGGUCCGGUUCCCAGAACCCGUCGGUCUGGGUCACCGACGUGGGGACGGGACCGCUGGGACACACGGUCAAGGAGUUCUCCCCCACCGGGACGCUGCUGCAGGUCCUGGGCACCCCGGGCAGACCCGGGUCGGGUCUGGACCCGCUGCAGUUCGACCAGCCGUCGGAGGUGUUCGUAGACCCGUCGGGGGACAUGUACGUGGUGGACGGGGACGGGGGGCUCAACAACCGGCUCCUGAAGCUGGACCGGGACCGGCGGGUGGUCUGGGUCCACGGGGGGCGGGCCGGCGCCGGCCCGGCCCAGUUCUACAUCCCCCACAGCGUGACGGUGGACGGGUUCCGGCGGGUGUGGGUGGCGGACCGGGGGAACCGCCGGAUCCAGGUGUUCAGCGCCGGCACCGGGGACUGGCUGGGGUCCUGGGGGUCCUGCUUCGGGGGGGACGACGGGCCCUACUCGGUCCGGGUGUCGCCGGACCGGCGGGUCCUGGUGGUGGUGCGGCUGCACAGCGGCCAGGUCAGCCUGCUGGCCGCGCCCCCCCCUGGGAACAUCGGCCAGUGCACCGUGGUCUCCGUGGUCCAGCUGGGGGACCAGGUCCAGCCCCACCUGGUGGACCUGGACCCGGGGACCGGGGACCUGUACGUGGCCCAGAUCGGGGCGCAGCAGGCGCAGAAGUUCACGCCCUUCACCCUGGGGGGUCUGGGUGGGCUGGGUGGGGGGCUGCGCUAGACCACCUGAAACCGGAACCACAGACCCCCCCCUUCAGCCCGGGGGGGGCUGGACCCACGGAACCUACGUUUCCAUGCAUCAAUAACCCUUUUCUAACCGGAAUAUUAGCAAUAACCCGGUUGACACGGCCAUGUAAACACCAAUACCCCAAAAAAU